ACUAACGUAGUUGGAACCCUAGAUAAUCCACAAACGGCGGUACUCAAAUGGCCUCCAAAAGCUUUCUUCGUCGUUGUUCUUCAUCUUCUGAAACGAUUACGAAAACCAAACUCUCAUCUUUAUUCACAAAUUCAUGUAAAGUGACUGCAACCAUACCACAAGAUUCAGUAGAUAACGCUGAAGAGGUAGCGAGGCUUGAUAAAUUCCUUCAAAAAGAUUGUCAACAAGGUAAUAUCACUCUUGAUGAAGCACGCUAUUUCUUUUGUUUAAUGAUUCAUAUGCAACCCAAACCACCGAUUUCAUCAUUCAACCGGAUGUUUGGAGCUCUUGCCAAGAAAAAAUUUUAUGAAGACGUUAUUUUGCUGUACAAGCAAGCGGAUUCGAUGGGUUUGUUGCCGGAUCUUUUUACUUUGACUAUUUUGAUUAAUUGCUUUUGUAAUGUGGGUCGAGUUCGUAAUGGUUUUGUUGUUUUCGGGAGGAUUUUGAGGUGGGGUUUUAGCCCAGGUGUUGUGGCUUUGACUUCUUUGAUUAAAGGUUUGUGUUUGGAGAAUAGGGUUACGGAGGCUACGAGGUUGUUCAAGAAAAUGGUUGUCUUUGGGGUUAGGCCUAACGUGAUUACGUAUGACACUUUGAUUAACGGGUUGUGUCGGACAGGGAACACGAGUGUUGCGCUUAGAUUGCAUGAAGAAAUGGUUGCUGGUAAUGGUGAACGGGGUUUUAUUUGUAAGCCGAAUAUUGUUUGCUAUGGUAGUAUUAUUGAUGGUCUUUGUAAAGAUGGGUUGGUAGAUAGGGCAAAAGAAUUGUUUAUAGAAAUGAAGAGUAGAGGAAUUAAGCCAAAUGUGGUUGUUUGUACCUCUUUAAUUUACGGUUGGUGUUUUGUGGGAAAUCUGGAGGAGGCUAAAGGCUUGUUUAUUGAGAUGGCGAAUCAAGGUUUGCAGCCUAAUUUACUGACGUAUAAUACAAUAAUAAGUGGGUUGUGCAAGGAGGGGAAGAUAGAGGAAGCUAAUUGGUUUUUGGAAUUGAUGAUCCAAAGAGGUUUGCAACCAAACGUGUUUAUUUAUAACACUUUGAUGGAUGGUUAUUGCUUGCAGCUUAGAUUUGAUGAUGCAAGGGAGCUGCUAUUCUCUAUGGAGAGUAAGGGUUGUAAGGCUGAUGUUGUUAGUUAUAAUACUUUGAUCAAUGCCUAUGGCAAGAACAGGAAGUUAGAGAAUGCUAUGAGUCUGUACAAGGAAAUGAUUUCAAAGGGAAUUAGACCAACAGUAUAUACAUAUAAUGGGUUGUUAACUAGUCUUUUUCUAUCAAAUAAGGUUCGAACUGCACAGAAACUAUUUGAUGAGAUGAAACUUAAUAAUGUUGCACCGAAUUCAUUUACAUAUGGUAUUUUGAUUGAUGGGCUAUGCAAGAAUGGCUGUGUUCUGGAGGCAGCAAAAUGGUUUCGUACUUUGGAGUACAAUGAGUUUAAACUUAGUAUUGAAAUCUGUAGCAGCCUCGUUGAUGGGUUGUGUAAACAUGGAAUGAUCAAAAUUGCUUGGGAGAUAUUUCACAAAUUGCCUCAAAAAGGCCUAAUGCCAAACGUUAUGACAUAUUCCAUCUUAAUCAAUGGGUUUUGUAAAGAGGGGAAACUACAAAAGGCAUAUGAUUUGUUAUUUGAUAUGGAAAAAAAGGGUUGUGCUCCAAAUGCUGUUACAUUCAAUACGCUUAUGCAAGGUUUCUUACAAAAUGAUGAUGCAACUAAAGUGGUUGAACUUCUUCACAAAAUGAAUGACAGAAAUGUGAUACCGGAUGAUAUCACAUUUUCCAUAGUUGUGGGUUUACUGUCAAAGGAUAAAGAACUUUUGAAGUUGCUUCCUCAAUUUCCUCUGCAAAAGUCAACAAGUGGCUGACAUGAUAAAUAUUGCUGCACUUGACUAUAAAAACCAUCUUCAAUGCUGUGAAUGUCUGUAAGUUUAUGCUACAAGUGAUUGUAUUUUCUCUUUCUAUUUUCUAUGUAGCGUCCGUCGAUCAUAAGUCUUCACGUAUUUAAUCAUUUAUAUUAUUUUUAAGUUUUUUUGCUUAUUGCAAUUUGUUGUU
This is a messenger RNA of Pistacia vera, 2070 nucleotides long. Its product is annotated as putative pentatricopeptide repeat-containing protein At1g12700, mitochondrial. Lineage: Eukaryota; Viridiplantae; Streptophyta; Magnoliopsida; Sapindales; Anacardiaceae. The transcript has 2 exons. The coding region runs from base 48 to 1883 and encodes 611 amino acids. The record is from RefSeq and is a predicted model, not a curated record. Gene Ontology annotation, molecular function: protein binding.